CGUCCCCUGUCCCCACAGUGUCCCUGUCCCCACACGUCACCAUCCCCAAACAUCACCACACGCACACCGUCCCCAUGCCCACACUGUCCCCACCCUAUCCCUGUGUACCAGGACAACGUCUAUGCCGAGGGCUCGGCCUUCCACUCCUUCAAGAAGGUCCUGUUCGAGAUGGGGCCGCCCUACUCCGAGGUGGUGGAGCUGGCCUCCUUCCACUCCGUCUCCAAGGGCUUCAUGGGCGAGUGA
Molecule: messenger RNA, 243 nt
Organism: Opisthocomus hoazin
Lineage: Eukaryota; Metazoa; Chordata; Aves; Opisthocomiformes; Opisthocomidae
Source: RefSeq, a predicted model, not a curated record